Messenger RNA from Mirounga angustirostris (Northern elephant seal), 13162 nucleotides. Its product is annotated as zinc finger protein 773-like. Gene Ontology annotation, biological process: regulation of transcription by RNA polymerase II. Bases 458 to 916 code for a protein of 152 amino acids. Lineage: Eukaryota; Metazoa; Chordata; Mammalia; Carnivora; Phocidae. Gene Ontology annotation, molecular function: DNA-binding transcription factor activity; RNA polymerase II cis-regulatory region sequence-specific DNA binding. The record is from RefSeq and is a predicted model, not a curated record. The transcript is spliced from 7 exons.
AAGAAGAAGAAGAAGGAAAGACUGUAGUAGCACUAGCUGCGCAGGGAAACUGAAAUACAGGGACGUCUACAUUUAGGAUAGUCUCUGGCCGGAUUUCUCCAGCCCGCCCUCUCAGCCAGUCCGCCCACUUCUUCCACCUUGGGCUCGGUGGGAACUACAUUACCCGGCAGGCGCUGCGCCCCGCGCCGCCCGCGCCCGGCCAAUGAAAGUGGACUUUCCUCCGCGUGCGGAACGCGCUGGGCGGGACUUCUGGCGCGGCCCCAGGGGCGGGCGUUUUGGGGGCUCUGGCGCCGCUCUGUGUGAUCGGAGGUUUGGGAAGGCUCCUGUGGGGCCGGGGUGACGAGAGCAGGAAGCCGGGAGAGGAAGGGCGUCUGAGGUUCGGCAGCGGCGAGGGAUCGGGGUCGGGGGUGCGCGGGCUGGUUCCCCUCCCCGGGCGCCGCUCCGCCCCCGGAGUCCGAUGGCGGCGGCCGCGCGGAGGGACCUGGCUCAGGUUCCUAUUGCUGCAGAUUUGCUUCCAGACCAUGCAGAGGGCCAUGUGACCUUUGAGGACGUGGCUGUCUACUUCUCUUGGGAGGAGUGGGGGCUCCUUGAUGAAGCCCAGAGACUCCUGUACCGUGAUGUGAUGCUGGAGAACUUUUCACUGAUGGCCUCUCUGGGACUUGCAUCUUCCAGGACUCACGAAAUCACCCAGCUGGAGUGGUGGAGAGAACCCUUUUUGCCUCCCUGUGGAGUCAUGACUGCAGCCAUGCCAAGAGAAAUCAACCUGAAGACUGGCAGAACAAACUCCACAACUAAAGAUAGAGAAGACGGCCCAUUGAAGGCACAGACCCGCCACAGCCUCUGUGACAUCAUCAUAAGUCCCGCCACCACUCCUGCAGGGGAACACCUCACUCCCGGGUUGUCACUGGACGAGUGACUGCCGCCCAUGCACGAAGCACAGCCUGCCGGUCACAUUGAUGGAAUUAACAUGCAUAAUCUCAACGCAUAUACUGAGAUAGAGGAUACUAGUUAAACUUCUAAGUCCGUUAUUUUGCCUGGGAAGAAACAAAAGCAUUGGUAAGUCUGUGCUCUACUGUUUUUAAGUAAGUGUUUGUAAAUUUUAGCUUAAACAAUAACAAACAGAAUAAGUUUAAACUAGAAUUUUUUAAAAAUCUGGAUUGUAAGUAACAGUUAUUUUUUUUAAGGACCAGAAAAAGAACAAGUGAGGUAAAGAAAGCCACAAAAUAAGAGGAUGUAUUUAAACCCAAAUAUGUAAAAUACUACAUUAGGUAAGUAUGAAAUAAAUUAACAGUCAGUACUUUUUGAUGGUUAAAACCUCCCUUCACAAGAUACUUAAUCUUCAUCAAUAAAUUUCAAGGGCAGGUUUUGAAUUUCCAUUCAAAGAACAACUAACAUUCUCUGGCAUCCUCAGCCACCCCAUCUCCACCAGGAAAAGACACCAGGGGGCAAAGAACGUUCUGGUGUUGGUUGCUGGGGAACCAAGACCUUACGCUGAGGGUCACCAGAAUUUAUGAUCAAACAUCUUAAGGUCUAAAAUCAGCUGAGACGUCAUCAGGACCUGCAGUAUAUUUUUACAAACAAAUCCUAUCAGCACAUCUCCUGAUGAGAAAGGAAUAGGAUGGCAUGAAGGGGUAACAUUAGUGAAAAUAAUUUUAACAACAGCUAACAUUUAAGAAUAUCCACAAAGCUGACACCAGGUACUUUUCAACACUAUCCUUUAACCUGCAUAACCACUUGGUGAGGUGCAUCAGUCAACAGUCUUGUUUCGUAGAUAAUGAAGCUGAGACUCAAAGGAUAUUAACUCACCCAGCUUACAGAGGAAGAAACCAAGAACCCAAAAAGUCCCUGAGUUGUGCUGUCAUGGCCACUAGUAAGAAGCACAGCUGAGAAGGGUGCUCAUCAGCCCUGCAUGGCUUCCUGCCCAAAUUCAUCCAAUCUGGGCAGGGGCAGGGCCAGGGCCAGGGCCCCUCAGCAUCACAGAAAUAAAGUCAUGGCAAAUUCACUGCCCAUGUGACCAUCAAGGGGAGAAGGAGUUCUGCCUUUUUCUGUCCAAGAAAGGUAAUCUUCAGCUUCACUUGCUCACUCAACACACUAGGUGCUGACUGAAAACCUGGAACACAAGGACAGGCCAUGUCACAUUCCCAUGGAUGCAAAGGGCUCUCUCUUGAGGACUGAGGAGGGAAAGUCAUUCCCUGGGGCUCACCCAUCAUCCUAAUUAUGCACAUGUCCUGUUGGCUCUGCCUCCUAACAUGUCCCAAGUCAUCUUCUCCCAAACCAACUCCAAUGCCACCAUCAUGGGCCAGUCCAAUAACAAUGUACCCCUGGACCACCCAGUGGCCUCAUCUCUCUCCCAUAUCAAUUAUUCCCUCUUCAGUACACAUUCCACACAGCAGUCAAGGGCAGAUUUAGAGACAAGAUCAUGCCACUGCCCUGCUGAAUCCCUUCCUCAGCCUCCCAGAACAGUCAGAAUAAAACCCACAAAGCCCUGUGCAUCUGGCCCUGUUCUGUCCCAUCUCACUGCUCACCACUCAUGUCCUCCAGACACACUGUUUCCUCCAUAAGGCCAGUUCUUGCAUGCCUCAGGGUCUUAGUACAUGCUGUUCCCUUUGCCAAAAAUGUUCUUUCUCAUCUUCGAACAUAGCUGGGGCUCCUCCAUCCUUCAUGGGUCUGCAUGAUAUAACCCUUUGGUACUGUCUGCUCCCCUGCCCAUGCUUUACAGUUUAACGUUCAUCUUCCCACUUUUACAAGAGAGGCCUGUGGGGAAGUGACAUGACUGAGGUCACCCAGGUGGUGAUGGGCACAGCUUGGAAGUGCUCGAAUUCCAACUGUCCUGAGGGCCCAAGCCUUUAGUCACUGGACCACUCUUCCCAAAGGACAUCUGUCCUCCAUGCCUAAGUUUUGACCCUGAUUAGGCCACACAGGGACCAUAGGCACAGUAUUGUCUAGCAGCAGAAUUGCUAUACCACACGUCUGUAUUACCAUGUGUUUUUCCCUUCUAGACAGCAAGGCCCAAGUCUCAGUCACCCAUGUAUUUCCAUGACACGAGGCACAUGCGGGGUAAUGGGCACAAAGGAUGGGUUUCUCGUGACUCCUGCCCAUCAUACCAGCAAGAGCACAGCAGGGCCCUGUAAAUACAGAAAGCUGGAUGGGGAGACAUGGACCAUGAGGGAAGGUGGCCCUUCAACGACUGCAAAGCACAUCACUUCUGCUUUGGGACAAACUGAGGCCCAGGUCUCUGUGCAGGCCACAUGACAGCAAAGCACUCUCAGGCAUGGAAAGAAGGUCCCUCCGCUGAGAACCAUGCUGUGUUUUGGGAGAGUGGCCUCUAGUCUCUGUGGUGUCAGCACUCAGCCGCAGGUGAAGGUAAUGCUACAGCCAUAGCACAGAACUGUGCACAUGAAGGAGGACACGGUAUGCAGGGGAGCCUUGGAUGUGAACUCUCAGAUGCCAAGUUACAUCUUCCCUCUGGUCAAACAGUUUGCCACUGUAGUUACUUUAAGAAGGUCUCUUUAAGAAGAGCUCAGUAUGAGUUCUCUGAUGCUGACUGAGGCCUGCCUUCUGGUCAAAGACCUUCCCACAUCUCUUACACUUGUAGGAUUUUACUCCACUAUGAAUCUUCUGAUGAGUGGUGAGGGUUGAGCUGUAGCUGUAGGUCUUUCCACACUCAUUGCACUCAUAGAGCUUCUCCCCAGAAUGACACCUCAUGUGUCGAGUUACAGAAAAGCUGUUACAAAAGGCUUUCCCACAUUCUUUGCACUCAAAGGGUUUUUCUCCAGUGUGGGUUCUAUUAUGCCGAAUAAAAUCAGAGUGGCGGGCGAAGGCCUUUCCACAUUCACUGCACACAUAAGGCUUCUCUCCACUGUGAAUCCGCUGGUGCUCCGUGAGGUGUGACCUGCGGCUGAAGGACUUCCUGCAUUCGAUGCACUCAUAGGGCUUCUCCCCAGUAUGAAUCCGCUGGUGUUCUGUGAGGUGUGACCUGCGGCUGAAGGCCUUCUCACACUCAAUGCACUCAUAGAGCUUCUUCUUAAUGUGAAUGCUGUAAUGUCCAGUGAGAUCUGCCUUCCUGAGAAAGGCCUUCCCACACUUUUUGCAUUUAUAGGAUUUUACUCUAGUGUGAAUCCACUGAUGUUGAAGAAGGAAGUGAUUCUUGAUAAACUCUUUCCCACAUUCCUUGCAUUUGUAGGAUUUCUUCCCUCCAUGAAUCAAGGGGUCUCUCCUUGAUCUAUGUGAUUCACACUCAAGGAGAGCAUCUCCUGGAGAGACUUGCUCCUGUAAAUCUUUUGGGCACAGAUUUUUACCUGUUCCCAAAUCAUCACAUUCAGGGUUCACCUUUCCAGGGAGGGUUUCCUUGUAGGGGACUGUCCCUGCCCUUAGGUGCCCUCCCUGUUUUUCUGAUGGUCUUUCUUGUUCCCCGGCUUCUCCCAAUGUGGAAACACUGGAGUCGUCCUCAGUCAGUAACCUGUGGGGUGAGCAUCCCUCAAACAAGGCUGGCUGAGAAGCAGAAAGCUCUGUGGUACUGGUUUUUGCCUUGUCAUCUGAAGGGAAUCCAAUACACAAGAGUCCCAUUAACAAUGCCAACACAGAAGGAACAAAAUCACCAAGCCAGUGGGAAAAGGAAGAUGGAAACAGGGCCACUGACAGCUGCUGGAUUUUCACAUCUCUAAAACUCAGGUUUGGUUGUUUUUGUUUUUGUUUUUGCUGGUCCUUGGAUUUUUGACAUCUUUAAAGGGACAACCUUGGGGAGAAUUUCAGGUAGGGGCCAGAGAAGAAUCCCUUCCUUACUAUCCAGAGGGGAGAGGAAUGAUGAUACCAUGUGCUGUGUUUGUUCUAAGAAAGGACGUCACAGGGAACACAGGGAAGGGGGCAUCUAACCCAGCCCCAAUGAGAGAGAAAGACAACUGGGAGGGGUCUUGAGAUCGGAGUCCUAACGAAGCAAGAGUUACCACACAGAGAAAGUGAGAGGGUCCUGCAGCCAAAGGAGGCAGAGUAUACAAAGGUGCAGAGUCUAGAGAGAAUCUUGGAUGCUGAGGGAACUUCAGAGCAUGAGAGGAUGGCGGAGAUGUGGCUGGAGAUGCAGACAGGGUGCAGACUCCAGAGUUGGGAAGGGUGAGAGUAAGCACAGCCAUUGCCACUCCCAGGACAGUGUCUACAAGGCUGAGGGUGAGCAGGACUUGUCAGGGGGACAUAUUAAAUCUACUGUGUGUCAGAAACAGCUAGGUGACUAAAACACAGACAAAAGCUAGUAGAGAAAUUUGAAUUAUUUACUUCAAGUAUUAAAAAGAAGCUGUACAAAUGGAGAAGUUAAUAACAAGGUUGUCAACUCUCCUCAAAUCUAUCUGUAAGUUCAUCACCAGUCCAGAUAACAUGAUUUUCCAUGAAACUCAACAAGCUGAUUCUAGAAUUUAUAUGCAAGAGUUAAGGGCUAAGAAUAUCACUGAAAAAAGAAUAAUAAGAGAUGGGGCUUGCCCUCCCAGUAUUAGGGUUAUGAUGAAAGUAGAGACAUCAAGACAGCAUGGUGUUGGCACAGACAUAAGGAAAACUGGCAACAGGACACAACAGUGCUCAGAAACAGACUCAUGAAUACAUACAGCUUUCACAGACUGCAGAGGUGGCACAGCAGAUCAGUGGGAAAAGAAGGGACUAAAUAACCAACGGAGCUGAAAAACUGGUAACCCACAUGCAGGAAAAAGUUCUUGCAUUUCUACCGCAUGUCAUACACAAAGCUAAUUCCAGAUUAGUAAGCAACAGAAAAAGAAUGUAAUUUGACCUUGGUGUGAGGAAGAUUUCCUAGCAAGACAUGAAAAGCAGUAGUCAUAAAACAAAAGAUAAAUUGAUCUGACUAAAUAAAAUAUGCAUUUCUUUUAAUCAAAAGAUGCUUUAAAGAAAAUUUCUAAAAAGCUAAGUUCCAAUAGAAUACAACCGCAGCUCACAUAAUGGGUAAAAGAUUAGUAUCAGGAAUAUACAAAAAAAAAUCUGACAAAUCAAAAAGGGAAGAGCAACCAUCUUGGUGACUCCUGAUGGAGACAAAGGGAGAGCAGGCAGGAGGAAGUGAGCCCAGAACAUGGCAGGGACCAUGGAGAGGACGGCACUCUGCUCCAGAGGCCUUUUCCACCAGCCAGGCCUCAAAAGACAGGAAGAAACCAAGAAGGAGGCUGCAUGUCCCUGCAUGGAGGGGAGGAGAAGACUUACCCAGUGAGACCAGAAGCCUGAAGGUCUCCCUCAUCACCUUCCAGUACAGUGUCCUCUGGGGCAGGUCCAGUAAUUCCCACUCCUCCCGAGUGAAGGUGACAACCACAUCUUUGAAGGUCACCGGUGCCUGGAAAGGCAAACACAGUAGCAUUAUGUGCUCUACGGCUGUUGGGUGGGAUCAGAGCCUGUAACUUAGUCUCUGGUGAAGGUGCACAGAGGUCCAGCCAUGAAUCACUAAGGCUUCUUGAGGGCCAAGCUCUGAGCUGGACUUAAGGGGGAGGCAGCUAUGGCUGACAGAGAUGCCCUCCUUGGUGGAAACAAUGGAGAAUGACACGGACAUGGGAGCAGAUGGUAAGUGAUCUGGGACAUAAGAGGAACAGGGAAAUAAUCAUGAUGAUAAUUCCAACAAUAAGAACAGCAGCAGCAAAGCUGAGCCUCCCUGGUCCUUCCCAUGUGCCUGCCCUGGACAGUGGGCUUCACGUGCUGUGGGAAAGGGAUUAAAUGUCCACAGCUCUGGAGCAGACUCCCAAGUUUGGAUUCAACCCCUUGAAUCAACACUUGGCCUGCUGUGUACCUUGGGGAAGCCAUUUAAUUUCUCUGAGCCUCAAUCUCCCCUGUCAGUAUAAUAAUUCUCUCACUUUAUCAGGUUAUUUGAGAAUCCAAGGGAAAACAUUCAUAAAGCCAACACUAGAGUCUCUGGCUCAUGACAGUGCUCUGUACAUUUAUUCAUCCUUCCAUCACCAUGAAGAUAAAUGCCAUCAUCAGCUCCACAUCACGUCUGAGUUGAGGCUCAGGGAGCUAUAGUGAGUCACCUGAGAGUUCCCAGCCUACACAGCAGAAGUAGGAUGUGAACCUACAUCCUUCCGGCCCAGGUCUGUAGUAACCCUCACACUCUUCCAUUACUGCAGGUGAAGCCCUUCUUCUUUUUUUUUUUUUUAAUAAAGAUUACUUAUUUGAAAGAAAGAGAGAUAGUGGGAGAGCAUGAGCAGGUAGUGGAGGGAGUGGAAGAGGGAGAAGCAGAAGCAGACUCCCCACCAAGCAGGGAGCCCAAUGCGGGGCUCGAUCCCAGGACCCUGGGAUCAUGACCUGAGCCGAAGGCAGACGCUUAAUGACUGAGCCACCCAGGCGCCCCAGGUGAAGCACUUCUAAUGACUGUUGCUGUUAAUCUACUUUUAGAUCCCUGACCACACUUCCAUGGACAUGGACAGAGGAUGGGAGCCAUCCUCACCCUCCUCAUGGGAGAGGCACUGAAGGGGGCGCCACUCAUUCUGAGAGUGCCAGGGCCUGGGCCAGCUCCCCACACCCACUUGGGUCCCCCAGCCUCCUCAGACUCCCCAGGAGAUUCCACAGUGAGCUAUCAGUCAGUUUUCCCUUCCUGAGUCCUGACAGCAUGUGUCCCUGAGUCACGAAUACCAUAAGGAUCAGGGAACCCACGUGGGUGAGAACAAUGCCACUGAGGCCAGAAGAACUGGCAGCCUCCGACUGGCUGUGAUGUGUGUCCUGGGUGAGGGCGAGGUGAACAUCCAGCAAAUGACCACACAUGCUCCCCUUCCCAAGACACAUCUCAGCGGGGGGGGGGGGGGGGGGGCAUGGCAAUCACAAGGUCCUCUCGUGCCUCCUUAAACUCUGCCCUCACUGCCUCUGUCCACGAGGGCACCCAUCUGGGAUGGCUCCUCCUGCCGUCCUGUUCCCAAGCUCACCUGCAAGAGAAAGCCCUGCCCACCUUACAAAGUUUAAUAUAGGUGUCAUCCUCAGGCCUCCCCAGCCCACUGUGGUUGGGAACAAAGGCUCUGGUAGCUAAUGGACAGUAUGUGAGUUUCAACUACUUAAGAGCUGUGUGACUUUGGGUAGGUAACUUAACGUCUCUGACCCCUAGUUCCUCUUCUGUAAAGCAGGGAUGAUAACAGAACCUAACUCUGAGGAGACGGGAACUGAAUGAGAUGAAACAUAAUAACUGUCCCUCAAAGCACAUCAAGGGCUCAGUGAAAUCCAGCUAUUAACCAUUGUUUGGUUAUGAUUAUUUUUCCUCCUCGCUCCUCAAGCACCCUGGAAAAUCUCAACCUGGCACUCAACUCUGCACAAAAAUGCUAGCUCCCAAGCACGCAUGUACUGGGGUACUUUAGCUAGAACUAGAAAGAUGAAGAAGUGGCAUUUGAGCAGAGGCCUGAGGAAUGCACAGGGAUGCCCUGCAGAGUUCCAGAGACACUGUCCUGGGCAGAGGGAACUGGCAAGUGAGCAAGAGCUUGGCAAGUGGAGGAUGGCAUAGCUGCAGAGCCGGGAGAUGGGGAAGAAAGGAAAGGAAGACACGUGGGUGGACACAGAGCAGUUGCAGGGACAGGUGCAGCAGGCCAUGGGGGGAGGGGUUUGAACGUAGAUUCUAAGUGUGAUGAGAACCCACUGAGGGGAGUCUCAUUCCCCAACUAGCUAAUGAGGUCCUGUCACAGCUCUGGUGCUGUUAUAGGCCUGGCGACAGAGCUUCAAAGAGGAAUCACAGCCCCCGUUGGAGAAAGAUCCCCAACAAGGACUAAAUAACUGAACAAGAUGAUGCAGAUGGCCUUAAGAGUUCUGAGGCCAAGAAAAAAAGGGACAAGAUUAGAGAGAUGGGGUCAUUUCAGAAGGAAAGCUGGGGACGACCUUGCUGAAGACAGGCACUGGCACGGCUGGAAUGAAGGGAGGGGGACACGUACUGGAGAGAAACCCGGGGUCUGUUGUGUGUUUACAUCCAAAUGCACACUGCCACCACUGAAUCUUUAAUACAUCUACUUUUCACAUAAAAGUAAAUGUCUUAUAAGUGGCAAGCCAGCUUUACUUGCAAUAAACAGAUGGCAAAUACAAAGAUGAAUCCAGUAACCUUCUUGGCUCCCAGUGCCCAAGGGCCCUUUCCUUUUCUUUCUUUAUAAAGAUUUUAUUUAUUUGUAUGACACAGAGAGAGAGCACAAGCACGGGAAGCAGCAGGCAGAGGGAGAGGGAGAAGCAGGUUCCCCCCUGAGCAGGGGGCCUGACACGGGGUUCGAUCCCAGGACCCCGGGAUCAUGACCUGAGCCGAAGGCAGACGCUUAACCGACUGAGCCACCCAGGCGCCCCUCGAGGGCCCUUUUCAUCCUAGCAGAGAAGCAGUGAUUCCAAAAAUAUUGCUCCCACUGUGAGUCUGCCCCUAGGCGCUCUCUUCCCCUAGUCCUCGGCUGGAUACAAGCCUGAGACAGGGGAAACCCCAGGGCAGGAUUCCCCUGGGGUAAGUCCCUAAGAUCGUCACAGGACAAGGGGCUCUGCUCCCUUAGAACAGUGUCCAGAGUGAUGCUACCUGGGCGGUGUUGGACAUUGGAGGACAUACAUCACACACACGCCUUCUCUGACCCCCUCGAGCCAAGGGGAGGAGAUGUCAAUAUGCCCAUGGAACCCAAGAGAUGGAAGACAAAGGCACUGAUCAGACUUCCUCAAGGUCACAGCCCUGGGAAGGGCGUAGCCAGCAUGGCCCCUGAAGUCUCUACAUUGUUAAAUGAGCUUUCCUGAAGCUCAGUUCAUUCAGACGGUGCAGGGACGGGAGGAUUCCGAGAAACCCCGUUUCUCUGUCGCCCACACUGCCAUAAGGAGAAGACCAGGGCAAAGGCCACCUUGGACCCCGGGGAUCACAGAAAUGAGCGGCCACGACCAGCAUUUACUGGGCAUUCCCUGCAUGCGCUGUGCUGUUUUUCACACUCUGCCUCCCACGUGGGCCACCAGGACCCAGAGGGAAGACACUGCGAUGAGCCCAUGUCCCAGCCAAGGAAGCGGACUAUCCCACUGCGGUGCAGGGGCAGAGCCUGGAGCUGAACCCAGGCGGUAGGCUUUGUAACUCGUUCUGCACACCUUUGGCACAGGCCUCGGCUGCGAGGGGGGCUGCGGGUGACACGGGAGCAGAGAAUUCCAGGUACGAUGCGGGGUUGCAGGGAGCCUCCUCCCCGCUGUCCCUGCCUCCUCUUACCCCCGCCUACCCUCCACUCCUCAGCUAGAGGAAGCCUAUUAACUCGACACAAAUCACGUUCCUCCUCGCCUCCAAAUCCUCCAUGGCUCCCGCCAACUCCAAGAGGCCCGGUUCCUCAGCCUGUCAGUCCGGACCUGACUCUUCCCAGCAGGCGAAACGGAGAGCUGCGGGUCUGUCCGGCUCAGCCUCACCUCCUGGCGCUUGCACCUCUCGGCGCAUGUGCCUGGGACUCCCUCCGCCUCACUGGCUGACAGAGCGGGGGGCCCUCCCGUACCAAGGCGGGCCCCGGACACACGGCACCGUUAGCGGAAGCGACGAGACCCUCGAUACGGAGGUGCUGGGACUGCGUGGUUGGGGUCCACAGGGCCUGAGGGGCCAUGCACUCACCCGUGCCGGGUCCAUCGGCUCCUCUGCUGCCCCCGUGGCACGCGGCGCGCGGACCGAGGGCCGCGAAGAGUGGGAGGCAGGGAGGGUCCCUAGGGCUCUGCUGACCCGCCCCACACACCCUCAGCCUGCCUCGGUGCAGAGCGGACACGACGCCUCUCCUCGAGCCUCCCUGGCCCGCGGCCUCACGCCCACCGAGGCUCCCGCAGCCGCGACCUCGCGAGCAGGCCCGGAAGCACGCAGUACAAGCCCCACGAGCACGGCGCCGUAGGUCUCGCGGGACGCGGGAUCCCAGCCCCGUGCCGUGAUUGGCCCAGCUCUACCGCCUCUUGCCGCUGAGCCUGCUGGGUAAUAUGGCUCCUGCCGCUCCGCCCGCAGUCGCAAAGAGCGUCCUUCCAGAAACCGCCGCAAAGGACCAGCGGCGCCGCCUGAGGGCCUCUGGGAGUGACGUCAUCACGCCCUGGGGGUGGGGCGAGGCCCCUUCCCUUCCUAACCGGCGCCACCCCGUGUCUGGGGCACGGCUUCUCCGGCUGCAAGUGCUUCGGGGUGUCGUUUCCUGUGUGGCCCACGUUAGGCUCCCCGCGGGACACGGCGGUGACACGCAGAGAGUCCGCCCGCCCAAGAUUAGACCUGAUAAGCGCUGUCUUUGCUACUCCUCGGUUCCAGGGAGACUGAAGUUCUGGGAGUCAGUUCUGUGGAAUUCGAUAAUGGUCAGAGAUGACGGAGAAACUCCGUCCGGGGCGCAGGUGGAGGGGGGGGGCAGAGCUGUCAGACAGCCCUCAAUCACGUGGCUCCUUUUCCCUCGGAAAACACGUUUUUCCCUGUGUGCUCACGGAUUGUGUCCCUGUCCAACCCAGCGAGCAGCUCCGUCUCGUCAACGGAGUCUUUCUUACUCCACCUUCCAAGGUAUAUCCUAUUUCUUCCAGUAGCGUGAAGCCGGAGAUCUACUCGAAAGGGAGAGGUGUUUGUCAAACUUCAUUUUCUGUUGGGAUGCUGACGUAAUGGUCACGGUCAGAGAUGUGUAGAGACUGACCAUCUGAACUCUGAGAUAAAUGGGUUUUCUUUUUUUUUUUUUUUAAUAUUUUAUUUAUUUGACAAAGAGAGACACAGCGAGAGAGGGAACACAAGCAGGGGGAGUGGGAGAGGGAGAAGCAGGCUUCCCGCUGAGCAGGGAGCCCGAUGCGGGGCUCGAUCCAGGGACUCCAGGAUCAUGACCUGAGCCGAAGGCAGUCGCUUAACCGACUGAGCCACCCAGGUGCCCCAAGAUUUUAUUUAUUUAUUUGACAGAGACACAGCGAGAGAGGGAACACAAGCAGGGGGAGUGGGAGAGGGAGAAGCAGGCCUCCCGCCGAGCAGGGAGCCCGAUGCGGGACUCGAUCCAGGGACUCCAGGAUCAUGACCUGAGCCGAAGGCAGUCGCUUAACCGACUGAGCCACCCAGGUGCCCCAAGAUUUUAUUUAUUUAUUUGACAGAGACACAGCGAGAGAGGGAACACAAGCAGGGGGAGUGGGAGAGGGAGAAGCAGGCUUCCCGCUGAGCAGGGAGCCCGAUGCGGGGCUCGAUCCAGGGACUCCAGGAUCAUGACCUGAGCCGAAGGCAGUCGCUUAACCGACUGAGCCACCCAGGUGCCCCAAGAUUUUAUUUAUUUAUUUGACAGAGACACAGCGAGAGAGGGAACACAAGCAGGGGGAGUGGGAGAGGGAGAAGCAGGCCUCCCGCCGAGCAGGGAGCCCGAUGCGGGACUCGAUCCAGGGACUCCAGGAUCAUGACCUGAGCCGAAGGCAGUCGCUUAACCGACUGAGCCACCCAGGUGCCCCAAGAUUUUAUUUAUUUAUUUGACAGAGACACAGCGAGAGAGGGAACACAAGCAGGGGGAGUGGGAGAGGGAGAAGCAGGCUCCCCACUGAGCAGGGAGCCCGAUGUGGGGCUCGAUCCAGGGACUCCAGGAUCAUGACCUGAGCCGAAGGCAGAUGGUUAACCGACUGAGCCACCCAGGCGCCCCAAGUCCAAUGUUUUAGAAAAGUAAAUAUAGAAGCAGUUUAGCUAGGAAGUAUUUAAACACUGCUUGACCUGGAGUAACAAAAGGAGUGUUCCUAUGUCUCAAACUAGGACCACCUGUAGUACCAUUUACACUCUAGAGCUGUGUGUGAGAUCAGACUGGUGUUGAUUCCAGAUGAGGCCACACCCUUGUGUGACUCCUUUCCUUGCCUCAUUCUCAUUCCUUGACCUUUAAUUUUUCCUGAUAAUUUCUCCUCAGUAAAUCAUGUCGUUGAACCUUGUGCCAGCUUCUGCUUCUACAAAACCCAACCUCAGACAGGACACAUCUGGUGAAAACCUAAAAUAUAAAUCAUGUGAAGUAUAUCCAGGAUAUUAAGGUUUCUUUUCCAUAAUAAGAUGAGCAAGGAAGAUCAAGAAAACUUGCUUAAAUGUGUCCUGAUAUGAACAAAGCUCUGCAAUUUUAGAGGAGAGUUAGAAUGUGAUGGUGAGGGGCGCCUGGGUGGCUCAGUUGGUUAAGCGACUGCCUUCGGCUCAGGUCAUGAUCCUGGAGUCCCGGGAUCGAGUCCCGCAUCGGGCUCCCUGCUCGGCGGGGAGUCUGCUUUGCCCUCUGACCCUAUCCCCUCUCAUGUG